AUGGGCCUUCCCAGAAUGCCUGUCGAGAUUGUAUCUCUCCUCGUUGAGCUCCUCGACGUCGUCGAUGUGUUCAAUAUGGCGUUGAGCUGCCGGUCUUUGUAUGGUAUCCUCCUGGAUGAACGAAUGUGCCGUAUUACACUUAAGAAAGCACCGUAUUCUGCAGAAGCGAGAGAGGCACAGUCAACAAGCAACUUCCCGAAGGCGUUCCGGAAGCUUGCUAAGCGGCGAAUGGCUGUCCGAGCAGCGGAGCCUUGGAUGGUUGCUAUAGUUGCCAUGGCAGAUUGUUUCAUCUAUACAAAUGGUCACUUGUGCUACACUGUUAAUAGCAAGCAUCUCCGUGUCCUCAACACACUCGAGAAGAAGCCUACAUCUGAGUUGACAGUCGAUGUAACACUGCUUCUCAUGGCCGCAGUAAGAGACUACGACCCUCGAAAAUCUCACACCUUUGAGCCCCUGUACUAUGCUCAAGGUGUUCUCUCAUGCCUCGCAACGCAACUUUCCCAAGAUUCCACCACAUGCAGCUGGCUCCUCAUCUUCGAGCUAAGAGAAUCCCCCAGAUGGGUUGUUGUGCAAAGGCCAGAUUCAAGAUACCCAUCCUUUGUGCGCAACGACAAAGAUUACCUAAUAUGGGGUUCAAAAUCACAUGUUGGACUCGAUGGGAGCUAUAGAUGGAGUCUUCGUUGCCUCAAUCUUCAGACUCGCAAGUGGGAAGAAGUCCAGAUGAUUUUGUGGGACUUUGACAAGGAAAACAUAGGAUCUGACAUCUGCUUCGAAAUCAUCGAUGGCCAAUUUUACUGUGUUACCAACACGUUGAAGACAGAGGCUGAACAUGGAGUACGAAAUAACUUUUACCAGGUUGUGCGGUUUCCUGUGGACAAUGCAUCGCAUGGCAAUUGCGAGAAACCUCUGAUGCGCAAUCUCUGGCGUCGCCAUGAUUCGGAGGGCGCUGUAGAUGAGCGCUGGACUUCAUUGCAGCUCAGUAAAGACGAGAAAACAGGUGAGCUAUUCAUCGUUGAGACGCGAAAGGAAUGGUUUCCAGGAAACGCAGGCAGUCAGAGGACGUGCUACAAGAAGAUGCUUCGGUUUGGUCAACAGAAGGAAGGUCUUCACGCAGAGUCCGAUUUUUCAACUUCGCUCGGGCCAAUUGUGGAAAGCCUCGACGAAGAGGAAUGGAGCAGCGAGGUUCAUGUUGAAGAACGGUCAAGUGAGAAUACUCACAUUGGCGACGGUCCAACAGACUUAAAGGCCUACACCCUUGAUGAUUGCUUUGUGCGUUCAUAUAAUCCAGCAUGCGAUACUUUUAUCGAUCUCGUUUCUGAGGCUUACAACUCUGGGUCGACGUUACAACUCAGAGUACAGCCCAAGAAUCAGGUGCCACCAGUCAUUGUUUGGCCACAAGUCCAACAAGCAUGCCACCGCAAUAAAGGUUUGGCUCAGCUUCAAGGUGUUAUCAACCCCAUCCAACCGAUCAGAGGAAUCGAGUGGUCUAUGGAUGAUCGAAGCUUGGUGUAUUCACCAACUUAUAUGGCAUCUGGACAAUUGAGGCCCGUCAUCCUCAUCUCAUUUGAUCCAGAGCUUAUUCUUCCAGGCUUUCCCAAUUACGUAAAACAGACUCAAGAUGCAAAUAAACAUUCCAAAGCCGCUUCACGUCUAGAAACCAGUGGUGGAAGAAAAGGGACACCGUGGUCAUCGAACCAGGAUAUCGGCGAAAUUGCAUCGCCAUCCGAGGGGGAUCCGAAGGCAUGUGCUAACCUUGUCAGAUUACGCCCUGCACUUUAUCAGACGAUGAGUCUGGGUAAUGGCGAUGCACAUGGCUUUGAUCUCUCAUGCCCACGUCUUUCUAAAGGCUUGAGGCCGCAGUAA
This is a messenger RNA of Fusarium mangiferae, 1863 nucleotides long. RefSeq lists its product as uncharacterized. The record is from RefSeq and is a predicted model, not a curated record. The transcript is spliced from 2 exons. The coding region runs from base 1 to 1863 and encodes 620 amino acids. Gene Ontology annotation, molecular function: protein binding. NCBI's taxonomy places the organism in Eukaryota, Fungi, Ascomycota, Sordariomycetes, Hypocreales, Nectriaceae.